CUACGACAAAAGGAAAACUCGAGCGCGACGGGUAAGAAAAGAGCAACUUCCGCAGAGAAAGUUAGGGCGGGCGGCGAAAUAUGUAAUGAACGCGGGCGAAACGAAUCGACCCUCAUGGUCACUUUUGCCACGUGGGCAAGGGAGCUCUCGGCGGGAGGAGAGGCAAGGCACGCACACUUACUCAUUUGUGUGUGAGUGCGGCUGUGUCCACGUCAUCGUUCGUCUCCACUUCCAACGGUCUCCGCUGGUCUGCUUUUGACGGCAACGCCGCACGAGGAGCGCAACUGGCGGCCGCCAGUCCAGAGACAGACAGGUCUUCGUGUAGGGUGCGGGGAGGACACGUGGCAGCAUAGCUAACGAGUUGUGGAUUCAGAGAUCGUUCGCACUUGGAGGCAAAAACUUAACUAUAACUGCGCACCUACUCGUUUGUGUUUGGAGGGACCGGACCUAUAGAAGCUCUCUGGAUGAGCGACAGGGUCUGUGGUGAGGCUAGUUUGUUGUGGGAUGGUCUAGGGUCAUAGACAGAGGAGAGCUUGCGAACGGUGAAGGACGCCAUAGCCGCGGAGAGACUGUAGGAAACGGUCUCGGCGACGAAGGGGGUGUUUCAGACGGCCGCAGCUGACGCCAGUUUUUUCCAUCAACAGAACUAUCAGACCCUCGGGAGCGUAUACCGGAGAAGAGAACCAAUGGAUGAAAGGCAGCAAAACAUUUAUGGACUUUACGGGCAACCUCAGGCAAUGUCGCAGUCGCAGCAACAGCAGAACCAGCAGCAACAGCAAGCUCAUUAUAACUACUCUGGGGGUGGUUAUGGACAGCAACAAGGGCAGGUUCCGACGUCUAAUACUGGGUAUGGCCAGCAGGUAGCUGGAAGUGGAGGGUAUCAGCAGCAGGCAUAUGGACAACAGUCCUAUGGGCAACAGGGUUCUGAACAACAACAAGGGUAUGGGGGCAGUGCUGGGCAGUAUGGGGCCUCACAGGCUCAGCAGAUUCAGCAUCACCAGCAACAACAGGGCGGAGUUUCGCAGUCGUUGCCAUGGGCGCAGCAGCAGGGCGGCAUGGGGGAUGACCAGCAGAGGGUAAAGCUGGGAAGCGGACAGUCUGGUACUGUUCAGGAGUAUGGUAUGGGGAUGACUAGAGGUGGGGGUAUGCCGCCACCUGGGUUAUCAGCAUCUGGUUAUGGAGGUGGAGUCAGCACUGGACAGAUGUCUGGGAGUCAGGGCGUUGGUGGCAUGGGUGGAAAACUUGGUGAUUACGGUUCCGGGGGGAGCCAGGGUGGAACAUAUGGCUCUAAGGCUGUAGACUAUGGGAUGGGAGGUGGGUCUGUGGGACCUGCUGGAGGAUACAAGACGGAUUAUAUGGGCUCUGCAGGUGCUGCAGGAGCUCUUGGUGGAAGUGUUGGCUAUGGUGGCAAGGGCUCCGAUUACACUGGUGGGUACUCUGCAGGAGGCCUGGGUGCCACAAGUCCUGGCUUGCAUGCUGGAUAUGGCUCCAAUCUGGGUUCUUCUGGUUCAAUGGAACGAUCAGGAGGGCAUGGGGGUCAAUACGGCCAACAAGCAACUGCUGGUUAUGGUCGAGGUGAUGCGCAGGCCACAGUGUCACAAGACUCAAUUCACAAGGAGAAACUGCGUGAGACCGGCACACAACAGGCGCACCUCAUCAGGCAGCAACAGGCAUUACAACGUGCACAGGCCUUAGCGGCUGCCAUGCAGCAGCAGCGACAGACGGGUGCUGAUGUUACUGGGAGGUCACAAAGCGAUUACUCUGGCCGUGGCAGUGCUGGCAUGGCUGUGGGAGCGAGCAGUCCAGGAUCAUCAGAAUACACCACAAGCCGAGGUGGUCAGGCAUCUGCAGGGCAGUUUGCAAGUGGUGCAUAUGCUACCAGUGUGCGUGGGCAGUCAGACGGUGGUCGGGGAGGUGGUCAAACAUAUACUGCACAGACAGCGUAUGGAGCUUCAGCAGCAGGGCGUUCUGUCCCUACCAUAAGUGGAGGGGCGUAUGGCAGCCAACAACAAGCACAAGGGGGAAGUGCUUAUAGCAGCCCAGCAGGAGGGCGUGCCUAUGGAGGUGCCGCAUAUGGCAGUGUCUCACAAGGCCAGCAACAUGGAUCUAGUGCUCAGCAGCAGCAGAGUGGAUAUGGUGGUGUUGCAUUGCCUCCUGGUCGGGACUACUCAGCUAGUCGGAGUGCAGGAAGCAGAGAGCAAUCCCAUGGAAGCGGCAGGGCGCAGGACAGUACAAGCAAGUCGAACAUGACCUCACGUCAUGAUGACCGUAGGGAUGAUCGAAGCACGAAGAGGGAUGCAGGCAGAGAGAGAGAUGGUGAUGAGCGAAGAAGAGAUGAUGAGAAGCGUCGGGACACACAUAGAGAUCACCGUGAUGCAAGGGAUAGGAGAGACGAUGAUCGUCGGAAGAGGGAGAGCCCUCCAAGGGCAUCACGAGAUCGGAAGGAGUCAUCGCCACCAAAACGGGAUGACAGGAGUGCUAGGAAGGAGUCCCCACGCCGUGAUGUAUCAUAUAGGCAUUCAUCACCAUCUAUCAAGGAAAAGCGAAGGGAGUAUGUCUGCAAGAUUGAAACAUACAAUUUAGUGGAGGUGGAGAGGGACUACCAGUCUGUUUGCCGGAGAUAUGCGCGGAUGUACAUUUCGCCAGAGUUUUCAAAGGUGGUUGCGUGCUGGGUGGGCAACGAAGUGGAAGUUCCUCUCGAUAAACCAGUCAGCUUUGAGCAUGAAGCUAUAGACGUAGAAGACGAGGGAGAGACCAAGGAUGCUGCGUCAAAACUCUCCGAAAAAGUGGCUGCACCGUCUUCUUUGUGGUCCGCUUCAUCCUCAGCAAAUAAGCCGCCGAAGAUGGGACCUACUGUGUGGAAUGCUAAGGUCAUGUUGAUGAGUGGACUGGAUGAGAAUGCACAGAAAGAUUUGGCGACUGAAAAGGCUGCGGAUGAGAAGAUACUGCACCUUCACAAAUUGAUUGGAUUUGUUACUCUACGCAAGGAGAGAGAGCGCAGUGCAAUCAUGAGUGUUGGUGGCACGUGGGACAAGGAGCUAGAUGGUGGAGACCCUGAGGUGGAUGAUAGUGUGCUCAUCAGAACUGCGAUCAGGUGCACAAAGGAGACGAUUCAGGUGGAUCUCAGUGAAUGCACAAGCUGGAUGAGGUUCAUGGAGGUCCAUUACGAGAGGGCUGCCGAGGACGGUGGCCCUAGCCACAAGGAGAUCACUGUUGUCUACAUUCCCGACGUACACAGAUGCAUACCAAGCACGGAACGGUGGAAGGAAAUAUGGAAUGAGAAGCAAGAAGCAAAAAGGAGGAGGGAAUCUGAGUCCAAGGACGCCAAGAGCAAGGAGGAAGCGAAAGUCAAAGCGGAUCUGAAAACCAAGGAUAAUCCAAAAACGAAAUCGGAAGGCGCUGAUGAUAAAAUUGCUGAAGCAAAUGGGGUAAGGAAGGAAGAAGAAAAGACGGAGAGCGAAGUGGAUGAAAAGGACAGAAAGACUGUGGUCGAGGAGCCUCCCACUGGUCCAGCUGUUGUCGUAUCCACCAAAAGAACCAAGCUGUCGAAGGUUGGUUUGAACAUCUGUAGAGGCUCUGGUCUUAUCCCAUGGGGAUUGUUUGGACAUGGCGCCUGGAAUAAUAGAUAGAUUGGCUCUUAAGUCCUCUUUAAUCCGAUUUGUCCGGUUAUUUGAUAAGCAUAGUGAUUAUUUGGUAAAAGUUACUUGCAACCGCACGAGCCGCUCAUUCG
This is a messenger RNA of Chara braunii, 3730 nucleotides long. NCBI's taxonomy places the organism in Eukaryota, Viridiplantae, Streptophyta, Charophyceae, Charales, Characeae. The record is from the annotation of a GenBank genome assembly.